This is a messenger RNA of Coffea eugenioides, 2103 nucleotides long. RefSeq lists its product as uncharacterized. The record is from RefSeq and is a predicted model, not a curated record. The transcript is spliced from 2 exons. Lineage: Eukaryota; Viridiplantae; Streptophyta; Magnoliopsida; Gentianales; Rubiaceae. Bases 1 to 2103 code for a protein of 700 amino acids.
AUGGCAGUGUGUGAGAGGUUUGGGAAGGGAGAUCCAGAGGAGGCCAUAGAGGAAUUCAACAAGCUGAUGAAGACGGGAAGUGUCACUGAGUACCUAGAGAAGUUUGAACAACUGAAAUCUAUGGUAAUGUUAUCUCUUCCUGAUCAACCUGAUUCCUAUUACAAAUCAUACUUUUUUAGUGGCUUAAAAGAGGAAAUAGUAAGUAUGGUUAGGAUGACCAGACCCCCCACCUUAGCAGACACCAUUGAAGCUGCUAAAUUACAGGAAAGGAACUUGGAAGCCAUUAGGAAAACACAAGGGAAGAUGAUGCACAAAUACACACCCUCACCUGGUACCCCACUUGUUAACAAACAGAAUUUCACCCCACAUACCAAAAUGAAGUGGCCUAACUUCCAAUAUAAGAAGCUAGAGCCUGUUUCCAAUCGAAAUACCAAAACAGGAACUCAUGCAGUAGACCAAUUUAGAAAAAUCACUCCCUCUGAACUGAGUUACAGGAGAGAAAAUGGGUUGUAUUUCAAGUGUGCUGAGCCAUAUACACUGGGACAUGUCUGCAAACAAGCUCACCUGAAUUACAUACUGAUAGAUGAUCCCUGGGGGGUAGGGGAGAACUCAGAUGAACCAGGGAAGGAUACAGAAGAAUUCUGUGAUUGUCCAGAAGGGGAAUUAAGUAAUGAAAAUAUAGAACUAUCCAUCCAUGCUCUGGCAGGGGGGACUGAACAUAAGACCCUUAAGCUAAGAGGGAAGAUAGCAGGGAGGGAGAUCAUAAUUCUGGUAGAUAGUGGGAGCACUCAUUGUUUUAUUGAUGAAAGGUUAGCAAAGAUCAUUCAACUACCAGCUAUUGGAAAUCCAUUGACAGUCAGGGUUGCCAAUGGUGAGCAGUUGAAGUCUAGGCAACUGCAAGGACCCUUACAGUGGGAAAUGCAGGGAAACAAGUUCACAUAUCAAUUCAAUACCUUGAAACUGGGAAGCUACCACAUGGUUUUGGGAGUAGACUGGCUAGCCAGGUAUAGCCCUAUUGAGUUUGAUUUCAGGCAACUCUCCAUGAGGUUCCUACAAGGGAGUCAACUAGUGGAGCUGAAGAGGGAAGUCAGUGAGCUUAAACUCAAGGCCAUCAAAGGAAGUAAACUAGCAAAAUGGAGGAGAAAGCAGGCGUAUGGGAUAACUGCCCAGCUGUAUGUGAUGGAAGAAGGAAAAAAGGACACUGAAGUAAUACCGGCAGAGAUGAAGGAAUUGCUGGACAGGUUUGAUGAAGUGUUUGUUGAGCCCCAAGGCAUGCCUCCAAGGAGGAGCCACGACCACAGCAUUCCAUUGAAAGAAGGAGCUACCCCAUUCCAAGUCAGACCAUACACGUGCCCCUAUGUACAAAAAUCAGAAAUAGAGAGGUUGGUGAGAGAAAUACUGCAGAUGGGAAUCAUUCAGCCUAGUAACAGCCAUUUUGCAUCUCCAGUGUUACUAGUCAAGAAGAAGGAUGGAAGUUGGAGGUCUUGUGUGGACUACAGGCAACUUAAUGAACUCACCUUGAAGGACAAAUUUCCUAUGCCACUAAUAGAUGAGCUUCUUGAUGAAUUACAUGGCUCAAAAUACUUCACCAAGAUUGACUUGAGGGCUGGUUACCAUCAGAUCAGUGUCAAAGUGGAAGAUAUACAUAAGACAGCCUUCGGAAUUUACCAAGGCCUUUAUGAGUUCAAGGUUAUGCCUUUUGGCCUGACAAAUGCCCCAGCAACAUUCCAGAGUCUCAUGAAUCACAUUUUCAGGGAUCAGUUGAGGAGGUAUGUCCUGGUUUUUUUUGAUGACAUACUAAUUUACAGUCCCUCUCUGGAAGUGCACCUGCAGCAGGUAGCAGAGGUACUGAACAUAUUGCAGGAACACCAGCUGUAUGCCAAGAGGAGUAAAUGCUCCUUCGCACAAACAGAAGUGGAAUACCUUGGCCACAUUAUCUCAGGAGAAGGAGUAAGGGCAGAUCCAAAGAAAGUGGACAGUAUGAUGAAAUGGCCCAAACCAGCUUCUGUUAAGGAGCUCAAAGGAUUUCUUGGUCCAACAGGAUAUUACAGAAAUUUGUCAAGGGAUAUGGGGCUAUUGCAAAGCCUCUCACCAUAUUGCUGA